AUGGCGAUUAACUCCUGGCUCCCCGCAGCGCGCAAGCUGCUGUCUCUCGCUCUCCUCGUGCUCCUCGCCGUCACCAGCGCCAACGCAGCACGGCCCAUGCUGCAGGCGUCAUCGACCACCGCAGCAGCCGCCGUCACCGGCGCUCGCACGUUCAGCUCUACCUCGGCCUUGGGAUCUCCGCACAGGGUCGAGCGGAAGCUGUUUAGCUGGGACGGGGUGACGGCGGAUCAGAUCAUGGCAGGGAGCUUGGGCACAAUCGAGGGUGUGUAUGACGACGGCGAGGUGACGGUGAAGGUGGUGGAAAUUUUCAUGAACGCGGGUUACAACGUGAUGGUGAUCAAGAAAACUAACUUGCACUUGGUGAAUGGGGAUCCGUCGUCCGCCGAGGUCAAAGUUGCACAUUUCUUUUAUGACCCGGUAUUUGUGGUGUAUUACAAGCAGGGUCCGUUCUCGGUUGAGAACAUGGACGAUGGCGGGUUUCAGAAUUGGGCGUUUGGAGGGGUUUGGGAGAGAAAGGAGCAGGAGGAGGAGGAGAGGAGGGAGGAGGAGGAGAUGGCAGUGCGAGUGGAGGCGGCUAUAAGAGAGAGAGUAGAAGCGGAGUUGGCAUGCGAGCGGGUGCAGCAGCAGGUGGCAGCGAUGGCGGCAGCAGGCAGGCAGAAGCUGAGGGAGGAGGUGCAGGCGCAGUUGGAGAGAGAGAAGCUGGCACUGCUGGCCGAUGCCCGGCAGAAAGAGGAGCAAAAGCGGAGGGAGCAGGAGGAGCUGGAGCAAAUGUUGGCGGAGAAUCAGAGGAAGGUGGAGGAGGCACAGAGGAGAGCAGCGGAGGAGAGAGCGAGAGAGGAGGGGCUGAGACACAAGGAGCGAGAGGCAGUCAAUGCUGUGGGGUGGCGGGUGUAG
Messenger RNA from Closterium sp. Yama58-4, 894 nucleotides. NCBI's taxonomy places the organism in Eukaryota, Viridiplantae, Streptophyta, Zygnematophyceae, Desmidiales, Closteriaceae. The record is from the annotation of a GenBank genome assembly.